Perca flavescens (yellow perch) is the source of this 1649-nucleotide messenger RNA. RefSeq names its product JAZF zinc finger 1b (gene jazf1b). Gene Ontology annotation, cellular component: nucleus. NCBI's taxonomy places the organism in Eukaryota, Metazoa, Chordata, Actinopteri, Perciformes, Percidae. The transcript has 5 exons. The coding region runs from base 117 to 848 and encodes 243 amino acids. The record is from RefSeq and is a predicted model, not a curated record.
UUGACGCACCGCACCGCACCGCCCCUGGCGCUCCAGCUGUUCCGACCGCUGUCCGCCUGCUGUCUCCCCGCUGCUCGCUGCUGCUGCCUGCCCUCAUUUCCAAUGCAGCAGCGACCAUGACAGGCAUCGCCGCUGCUUCUUUCUUUUCCAACGCUUGCAGGUUCGGGGGCUGCGGACUUCACUUCGACUCUCUGGCCGAGCUAAUCGUGCACAUCGAGGAUAACCACAUCGACACAGACCCCCGACUUCUGGAGAAGCAGGAGCAGCAGCAGCCGACAUAUGUUGCCCUCAGCUACAUCAACAGGUUCAUGACAGAUGCUGCGCGGCGAGAACACGAGACCCUAAAGAAGAAGGUGCAGCCCAAGUUGUCUCUGUCUCUGACAGGCAGUCUGUCUCGCAGCAGUGUUUCCACUCCGCCUCGCCACACCAGUGGAAACCUCACACCUCCAGUCACCCCCCCGAUCACCCCUUCCUCUUCCUUCCCCAGCAGUACGCCUACAGGUAGCGAGUGUGAUGAGGAGGAGGUCGACUUUGAGGAGUCUGACAGUGAUGAGUCGUGGACCACAGAGAGCGCAAUCAGCUCCGAGUCCAUCCUCAGUUCUAUGUGCAUGAACGGUGGAGACGAGAAGCCUUUUGCUUGCCCCGUGCCAGGCUGUAAAAAGAGAUACAAGAAUGUAAACGGGAUCAAGUAUCAUGCCAAGAACGGCCACCGAACCCAGAUAAGGGUGCGCAAACCCUUCAAGUGCCGGUGUGGGAAGAGCUACAAAACGUCUCAGGGUCUCCGCCACCACACCAUCAACUUCCACCCACCCAUCUCUACUGACAUCAUCCGCAAGAUGCAGCAGUAGAGACCGAGUGAGCAACCAGCAUUCUCCCUCAGGCCACUUCCCAACCAUCUGAACACCACCAUCACCAGCAAUGGCUGUUUCUCAUCUCCCCCCCCCAUCCUUAAAACCCCUUUUAUUUCUCUCUUGCUAUGACACUAUUUUUGAUUGCAUGUAUAAAUGUGUUAUUAUUCAUCCUUAACUUCUAUUCUGAAUGUUGAAUUUUUAUAUAGUUCGUUUUGUAUUUUGCACAUUUAGGCUAUCAUUUAUCUAUUUCACUUAAUUUUUUUUAACAUAUGGUGCUCGUUGAUGAUGAGGGCUUCUUGUAGACCAGAGAACGGCCGCACCAAGUCACGAGUAGCCUUGCAUGUACAGUAGGGCUUUUGUAAAGGCAGUGUGAAGUCAGAGGAAACUGAGGAAAGAUUUGGAUGUUUUUUUUUAGAAAAAGGACAUUACCUUGCCUAUCUCAUUUGUUCCUAAAAAUGGGCAAAAAGGCAAAUGAAAACAAUUAGAAUGUGUUUCAUUGUCUCAGAGUUAAUGUUAAUCAGUUUUUCCUUUUUCAUUCAUAUCACAAGUAUUCCAAACCUUUUUUCAUCUAUUUUACUACUUUAUGAUCUCAGGUGACGUUUUCAAGCAUUUCAGCACCAGAAUCCUGCCCAAGUUUUCCGAUAGUAUUUAAGCUGUUAUGUGGAAUCAUGGGAACUCUUGUGUGUCAUUCAUUGUUGCCUAAUGUUCUUGGCCACUUUCUGAAGACUUAAGCAGUUUUCCUUGCUGUUUUACAGUGAAAGAUUGAAGCACUUUUUGUAACAAGUUGCCAACAAAUUA